Messenger RNA from Pristis pectinata (smalltooth sawfish), 963 nucleotides. RefSeq lists its product as uncharacterized. The coding region runs from base 1 to 963 and encodes 320 amino acids. Lineage: Eukaryota; Metazoa; Chordata; Chondrichthyes; Rhinopristiformes; Pristidae. The record is from RefSeq and is a predicted model, not a curated record. The transcript has a single exon.
AUGGACAUCAGCAUCGUCCCCGACGCUCCAGGAGUAGUUCCAGACCCCAAUCCCAAUCCCAGACCUCAGACCCAGUCCCAGACCCCAGUUCCAGUCCCAGACCCCAGUCCCAGACCCAGACCCAGACCCCAGUCCCAGACCCCAAUCCCAGUCCCAGUCCCAGACCCUAAUCCCAAUCCCAGACCCCAGUCCUGGUCCCAGACCCCAGUCCCAGACCCGAGCCCCAGUCCCAGACCCCAGUCCCAGACCCCAGACCCCAGUCCCAGAACCCAAUCUGUUCCAGACCCCAGUCCCAGACCACAGUCUCAGUCCCAGACCCCAAUCCGUCCCAGACCCCAUUCCCAGACCCCAGUCCCAGAACCCAAUCUGUUCCAGACCCCAGUCCCAGACCACAGUCUCAGUCCCAGACCCCAAUCCGUCCCAGACCCCAUUCCCAGACCCCAGUCCCAGAACCCAAUCUGUUCCAGACCCCAGUCCCAGACCACAGUCUCAGUCCCAGACCCCAAUCCGUCCCAGACCCCAUUCCCAGACCCCAGUCCCAGACCCCAGACCCCAGUCCCAGAACCCAAUCUGUUCCAGACCCCAGUCCCAGACCACAGUCUCAGCCCCAGACCCAAUCCGUCCCAGACCCCAUUCCCAGACCCCAAUCUGUCCCAGACCCCAAUCCCAGACCCCAGUCCCAGUCCCAGACUCAGACCCCAAUCUGUCCCAGACCCCAAUCCCAGACCCCAGUCCCAAUCCCAGACCCCAGUCCCAGUCCCAGACUCAGACCCCAAUCUGUCCCAGACCCCAAUCCCAGACCCCAGCCCCAAUCCCAGACCCCAGUCCCAAUCCCAGACCCCAGUCCCAGUCCCAGACCCCAGACCCCAGUCCCAGACCCCAGUCCCAACCCUGAGCCUGAGGAAGUGCAGGAGGAGACACACUGAGCCUGUGGAACCACCAGUUUGGUCGGGUUGUAGCUGA